AUGAAGACCGGCCUGCACUCUCCGAUCUCCCCGGUCGCUGUCUUCGCGGCCAUCGCCCUGUGCCUUGCGCUGCUCCUGGUCCAGACCGACGCCUGGGGCAAGGAGGGCCACCAAAUCGUGGCCGACAUCGCCUACAACCAGCUCAAUUCGAAUGCUCAGCAGGCCGUGAACUACUACCUCAAUGGCAUGACUCUUGCCGCCGCGGCGCCUUUCCCCGAUGAGUACGAUCACACCAGCAACGGUCGCUGGAGCGGACCGCUGCACUACGUGAACCUGCCCCGCAACGCCGUCCAGUACACCAGCGCCGACUGCCCCUUCCCCCCGGGCUGCGUCGUCAGCGCCAUCCAGAACUACACCAAGCAACUCGCGUACGAGGGCACCUCCGGCAGCGUGUGCACCUUCAACUACGGUGACAUGCCCUGCCCGCUCGUCUUCAUCACCCACUUCGUCGGUGACGUCCACCAGCCCCUCCACGUUGGCUAUGGUGACGAUGAGGGCGGCAACACCGUCAAGAUCGACUUCCUCGGCAAGCGCGGCAACCUCCACCAGGUGUGGGACGAGUUCAUCAUCCAGAAGUACGACUCGGACUGGCAGGAUUUCUCGAGCAAGCUCCAGACCUACAUCCAGAACAACCCGAGCGUCGCCGCUCAGUACGCCGCGAUCACCGAUCCCGCCAAGUGGGCCAACGAGUCCUUCCAGUACGUGAGGACCGACGUCUACAACUUCAACCCCACCAGCGAUUCGCGCGUGACCGAUCUGGGCGAGUCGUACUACACCCACAACCUGCCCAUCAUCCAGCAGAGGCUCGUCGCCGCUGGCGUGCGUCUCGGCGCCCUCCUCAACAGCAUCUUCUCCUCGUCCAGGAUCGCGAAGCCCCACGUGCCCGUCGCUCCCCAGAACAAGAUGAUCAUCCGCCAAUAA
Messenger RNA from Acanthamoeba castellanii str. Neff, 921 nucleotides. RefSeq names its product endonuclease. Gene Ontology annotation, biological process: DNA catabolic process. Bases 1 to 921 code for a protein of 306 amino acids. Lineage: Eukaryota; Discosea; Longamoebia; Acanthamoebidae. The record is from RefSeq and is a predicted model, not a curated record. Gene Ontology annotation, molecular function: endonuclease activity; nucleic acid binding. The transcript has 10 exons.